This is a messenger RNA of Phoenix dactylifera (date palm), 759 nucleotides long. The record is from RefSeq and is a predicted model, not a curated record. NCBI's taxonomy places the organism in Eukaryota, Viridiplantae, Streptophyta, Magnoliopsida, Arecales, Arecaceae.
AUGGCUCCCAAGAAGAAGAACAAGGGCCGCGGCCAUCGCUCCAAGACUCCGGCCCAGACCUCGGCGUCCGAUCCCAAACCCACCGCGACCUCUCCUUCUACCUCCGCUCCCACCGGCGGCGCCACCACCACCUCCCUUGUUCCAUCCUCCGCCUUCCCUUCUGCCCCACCAACCACCACCACCACCACCCAGCUUAUCCCGUCGGCACCGCCUCAACCCACCUCCCUUCUUCCAUCCUCCGUCUCAAAGAUCACCACCACCCAGCCUCUCCCCUCGGCCCAGCCCCUACCCAUCCAAGAAACCCAUCAAGAGCGCACUUCUUGCAUCUCGGACGGCGCCACCACCAGCACCGACCUCGCCGGCCCAUCGACUGCACCCUCUGCGUCGUUGGCGAACGCGAAAACUCUGACACUCUUGUCCAUCGCGGAUGACCUCAUGAGUGUCCUCGCUCCGAGGGUCGCUGUGCAAAGUGUGAAGAAAGAGGACCCGCUUCUCGACGAUUUGAAGUCGGUGCUCGGGUCUUUGCAGGGGUUGGCGAAUAAAAUGAAGCGCGAGGUGGAGCUGAAGAUGGCGUCGGAGCCUUUGGCUAGCAUGGAGGUGCUAAUUGAAAGAGCGCUCGGGUUGGCGGAGAAUCUGUGCACGGAGAGAAGGAAUGGGGAUGGAAGCGGUGGUUCUUGUGGGGGUUCCGAGGGGGAAGGUAGCGGCCCGGACAGCGGCAGCGGUGAGGGUGAUGGCGAAGGUGGUGGAGUUAGUGUUUGA